UAUUUACACUAAAAAAAAAAAAAUUUAAUUAAUAAUACAGUUUCAUACACAUCCAUAUGUAGUAUAUAUAUGAAAAAUUUGUAUAUCAUCAGUUUUUUUAAAUUAAUUAAUUAAUUAUCUUCACACAUGUUUAUUUAAAUUUAAAUAGUUGACAAAUAAUGCCGCAAAUAAAUAAUAAUAAUAAUAACAAUGUUAAUAACAAAAUGAUUUACGAACUAGCUAAAGAUUAUUCAGCUUAUAUGAAAGUUGAUUUACCUAAUCAGACAUUAAAAAUUCAUGACACUAUUGAAGAAAUGAUGAUACGUCUAGAAGAAUUUGAAUCAAUUGUUGGAAUGGUACAAAAUUUACGUGCUGAAUGUACAUUUGAACAUCUAGUAAGAUUUCGUUCAGUUAACCCUCAAUUACUGGAAUUAUGUAAACGAAUAGAUGCACUGGAGCAUGUAGUAGCACGUGCAAAUAUUGACUUGACAAAUCUUGAAGCUGCUGUUGACACGGCUGAGAUUGAAUUGGGUGUCAGUACAACAGUGUCUGACCGGCUCCUUGGUAUUUUUAAUCCACUUUCUCUAUUUAAAUAUAAAAGUGAUAGUAGUGCGCUUGUAACAACACCAAGAACUGAUGCGACAAUCGAUUUACCUCCGAUAUUUCGUACUAAAGAUGCAUUUGAAUCACAGCAAAAACAAUAAUGAAUUCAUGAAUAUUAUGUAAUGUCAACUGAUCUCAUUAAUCAAGCCAUCAUUUAUUUUAUUGGUACACAUUAAUAUAUAUUAAAGGAUCAGUGACCAAUGGGAUCAAGUAUCAUGAAAUAAAAUUCCUGAUAUCAGCCCUAGUAGCGUUUUUAAGAAAGUUUUAUGUAAAUUUGUAUUUUAAACGAGUCUGCAUGAUCAGUCUUGGCAAGAUACUUCCAUAAAAUAUCUUAAUUAAGUCUGUUGCAAUACUUGGCUAGGAUACUUGUGUAAGAUUCUUUAGGCCAAACUUGCUGCAGAAUUUCUUAAGAUACCUGCAGAUGGCUACUUUUACUUCAUGACUCGAAUAUUCAGCAUUUAUAUAGUAAAUUCAGUGGUGCUCACAUUGUGUUCGAUUUAUUUUUUUCGAGUGACAAUAUUAAUAAUUUGUAGAGCUUUAAAUUUUAAGGACCACUGGAUUUGCUCUAAGUACUGAACUAAAGCAGCGAACAAAAAAAAAAUAAAUAAACCUGAUAUCUUAAGCAAUUUUGUAGCAAAUCUGGUUAAGAAUUACUGCAGACUGUUUCUACCGAUCUCCGUAGAUCUUUAGAAAGAAUCUGCAAAUAGUACACUUAUGAACUUAAUCUUGUUCAAAUCUUCCGUAAGAGAUUUACUGAAGAACUUUCGUCAAGUAAUUUACUUAAGACAAUGCUACUAGAGUAGGAUCUAGUGGUGAAAUAAAAUUACUGGAUCAGUUAAUGGACCAACAUAAAAAUAUAUUUUAAAAUAAUUGUUGAGUAAUUUGUUGAUU
This is a messenger RNA of Microplitis mediator, 1473 nucleotides long. RefSeq names its product biogenesis of lysosome-related organelles complex 1 subunit 4-like (gene Blos4). Bases 159 to 683 code for a protein of 174 amino acids. NCBI's taxonomy places the organism in Eukaryota, Metazoa, Arthropoda, Insecta, Hymenoptera, Braconidae. The transcript is spliced from 4 exons. The record is from RefSeq and is a predicted model, not a curated record. Gene Ontology annotation, cellular component: BLOC-1 complex.